AUGCAGCAAACUACAACUAUCCAAACUCAAGAAAAGAUGGGACGACGAAGAAAAAUCUCAGCACACAACAUCUUUCCGAGUCAUAAUGGUGCUUUAUCCCAUGUUGUUGCAUUUGUCGCCACUCUGGGUUUUGUUAUUUAUUCUUCCAGCGACAGUAAAGAAAAGAAAGAAUCGUUUAUAAGAAAACAUCUAGAUUCAACUAUAAAUUUUAUUUAUCUGUUAACGUUUGCUACGUGGGUUGGCAUUCAAGUUUGGGUGCAAGUGUCAGGUAAGAUCCAUCUCUAAUAUUUGAGUACACCCAAAAUUAAAGUUGUAUUGAAAAGUGUCUAAAAUUAUUUUUUAGAGCGUUCGUUCAACUUUAACGCCUGUUUUCCAUUCCAAAACGGGUAGAGCUCAACGUUCAAUAUAGGAAUUAUUUAAUUAGAGAUUACGAGCUUUCCACUAUCAGAUCUAUAACCUUCAAGAGAACGUUGUGAUUCAUGAUGACUGAUGUAUAAUUAAUGUUUUUGAUCAGUUAUGGGUUUUCCCGGGGAAGCUAAUUUUCUCUGAAGUAUUUAUUAAUGAAGGUAUUUCUGUUUGUUCCCACAGGCUUCACAAUGUUUAAAACGUUGACCAGAAGCGCGUUUGCGCAAGUCCAAAGUCGAAUCUUCCCAAUGUAUUUCAUAUCUGGCAUAAUAAUGAGUACUAUCUCGCUCUUCACUCAUCUGUACAUGAAUCCCGUGAAAUCAUGGCAGGAAGACAGUUUAUCUUUGUAUCAGGUGUGUAACUCGCGGCAUUUGUGCUUUUCCAUGCGAUGUAUUGUACAUCAAUCGUUCUCAGGCCGUGCGACCAGGCCUUUUCCUGACAUGAGCUUCGUCGCAUGGCACGAGGAAGGCUAUCGUUUGGCCAAUACAUAGUUAUGACAUACAGCAAUCUUGUCUUCCGUCAAAAAGGCGCUCUAUAACCUUAGUCCGUACUCUUUCUCAUUUUACUGAAUUAUGCCAGUCAAUUUAAGAAUUGAAUUUCACAGAUUGAAGACAAGAUCAAUGUAUAUAGGUUAAAAAUAAUAAAUGUUUAAAAAACAUUUGUGGCAAAACAGGAAGUUAAAUAUAAAUGUCUUCAACUAACAGCUGGCCCUGGGAGAAAGAAAUCAAUGCAUAUCUUUUUUCUUAAACAAAGUGACUCGGCGGCUGUACGUGUCGCUUUGUGCUGUUCUCUACCACUGCAACAGUACGUAGUUUGCUCGCAGCGACAUGUUGUACACUAAUCUAAUAGAUAAAUUACAAUGGAAAGAUUUUCAUCCUAUUUUCAACAACUGUCAAGUUCCGUUUUCGGCCUUUUGUGGCACUUUCGUCUUUAGCAAGCUUUCUCCUUAUGUGCGAAACCAAAAUCCAUCCUAUAUAAAUUAAUACACAGGAUUAGGUUUAGAGUACCUUGUCUAUAUAUCAAGACAGCCUCUGUUAUCAUGGCUGCUGUGAAAUAAUGCAAGACAUAGUCGGCGAUGUGAAAUAGACUGGACAUAUCAUGUAUUUCUAUCAAACCAUGCAGACUUAAGCUGAAUUUCCACUUACAGAGAAAUAUUUCGGAUUUCCAUUUCGUCGUCGAAAUAUUUUGCUUGAUUUCUUUUGAAUUGUGACCAUCCAAAUUCUAAUUGACUGUUCACAAUUCAAAAGAAAUUGAGCGAAAAAUGUCGACAACGAAAUCUUUCUUGCAAGUGGAAGUCCAGCUUUAGUCUUUAGCGAACUUAUUGAUUAAAAUAACGAAUAUGUAAUUUUCCAUGUAUAGGCACUAAGUAUCUCUGUUUCCUUGCUGUGUUCACUUGUGAAUUACUUCUACCUUGGACCUGAGACAAUCAGGAUGGUGCAGAUCAGAGCACAACGUGUAAAGUUUCUCGGAAUUGAAGAUGGUGUUGGUCCAGUUAGCCUAAAACUCGUAGAGCAUGAUUUUACGUACAGGGAAAUAAAACAAAGAUUUAUCAAAAUGCAUGCAGCAUGUUCUAUGGUGAAUGUUAUAUGUUAUGGUGCUUGUGGUGUCAAUCUGUGGUGCUUGGCUAGUAAGCAAGUCUUGUGUUAG
Messenger RNA from Paramuricea clavata, 2052 nucleotides. NCBI's taxonomy places the organism in Eukaryota, Metazoa, Cnidaria, Anthozoa, Malacalcyonacea, Plexauridae. The record is from the annotation of a GenBank genome assembly.